Camelina sativa (false flax) is the source of this 634-nucleotide messenger RNA. NCBI's taxonomy places the organism in Eukaryota, Viridiplantae, Streptophyta, Magnoliopsida, Brassicales, Brassicaceae. The record is from RefSeq and is a predicted model, not a curated record.
UUCAUCAACCAAAACUUGCAUUCAAAGAGUUCUACAACACAUCUUACAAGUCUCUUUUACUUUCCAAUCUGAAAACAAAACAAAAAAAAACUCUUCCCUGAAAAUAAUGAUGAACGCAAAGAAGCUCUUGAAGAUGGCAGAGAAAUGGCAACAGAGAACAGCUUUAAGCAGGAAAAGAAUCUCAUUUCAGAGAUCAACUUCUAUUACAACUAGCAGAUCAACCGCUGCAGAGAAAGGCUGUUUUGUGGUUUACACAUCCGAUAAAAUCCGCUUUGCGUUUCCAAUAAGUUACCUGAGCAACUCUGUUUUCCAAGAGCUCUUGAAGAUAUCUGAAGAAGAGUUUGGUCUCUCCACCGGUGGACCAAUCACCUUGCCAUUCGAUUAGGAUUUCUUGGAGUAUCUCAUCAAAUUGAUCCAACGAAGAAUGGAUGGAGAUACAGAAAAGGCUCUGUUAAUGUCAUUCUCUAGUGCUCGAUGCUCUUUACCAUGCUCUUUUCAACAACAAGAACAAUUGCCUGUAUUUUAGAGAAUUAGAGUGUAGCUGUUUCUGUAUUUGUAAAGAUUCCACUUAUAUCAGAUUAGACAGAUUAUUUUAGAAAUACAAACAGUUUAAUCUAUUUCUUCCUCUCUUUUA